Molecule: messenger RNA, 4099 nt
Organism: Oryzias melastigma (Indian medaka)
Lineage: Eukaryota; Metazoa; Chordata; Actinopteri; Beloniformes; Adrianichthyidae
Exons: 2
Coding region: 1852-3093 (413 amino acids)
Biological process (GO): immune response; toll-like receptor signaling pathway; inflammatory response
Cellular component (GO): membrane
Molecular function (GO): transmembrane signaling receptor activity
Source: RefSeq, a predicted model, not a curated record
UUUAGAUGUUCCUGAUAAGUUGAUUUGAAUAGCAAGAUGUCACCAGCUGCAUGCAUCUAUGUGAAAAAUGAAGAUCUAAGAGCCAAAAAAUGUAUGUCCUUUAAUAGUUUAAGUCUUUAACAUUGUCGCUUUAGCUCCAGUGUUUGAGUUCUUUGAACUUGCAAGUGAUUGAAGAAGUUACGGUGUGUCAAAGAAAACUGUAAUCCAGUAACAUUUCCCAUGUUAAAGGGUUAAUGUAUCAGCAUGUGCACAAGCUCGACUUCUUCUCUCAUUUAGAUGCAAAAAAUACAAGAAAAGCAAAAUGAUUUUGCUGAAGGUGGAAACUGUGAAGGGAAGAAGCAACCGAAGAUUUGAUGGCCACAGGUCAGAGGUCAUAGUGGAAGCUCCUGUGGAGAUGAACAAUGGAAAAAGCAAAAACUGGCUCUAGGCAUAAACAAAGAACAAAGAUCUAAAGAAGAAGCCACAACAUCCAUCCCACGUCUCUAUAUAGAACCUUGAACAAUUGCAUGGAAAUGACAGACGGAUCACGGAUUCCUGUGAGUUGGUUGACUCACUUUAUGAACUCAAAUUAGAGGAAGAAUUCCCUUUCUUUCACUUCAUUGUAUUUUUUUUUUGCCUAUGAUAUGGUUCUUAUGGCAACUUUUUUCUACAAAAAAAAAUUCUAUAUAUAAAUAACCGUAACAAUGCUCUGAACAGCCUCCUCCGCCUCUGACUGCUGCACCACACAGCUCACAUCAACUUAGGAUUUAUGUUUCACUGAUCACAACUCAGUGAAAACCACAAAGUCUUAUCCUUUAGAAAAAUAAGACACUGGUUUGUAUUUUUGUUGUUUUUACUGUUAUGAUAAAUUAACAAUUUAGGGAGGUAUAAAAUAACACAAACAAAACAAGAAACAGUUUAUAAUCAUUGACAGUUUCACAGGAAUCUUUCAAAAUAAAAGACCCUGUGACACAUGUCAAUGCAGCAAAUGCAGUAUGAUGAAAUGUUGGCAAUUAUUUGAAAAAAAAAAGACAAAAAAAAGACUUUUUUACCGUUUGUGUUGUAUCUCUGAUAGAAAUUUGUGAAUCUAACAAACUAGAAUUAAAGAAGUCAGGAGCCUUGGAGAGUGAUACUUACUGUCUUGUAACUGUUUAAGUUAGCUUAUAACCAUCCUUUUUUUAAAUUGAAUACUUAUUUACUUUUUACUUGACAGUAAUUUUUAAAAAAAUUUUUUUUCAGUUUUCCUUAACCAGAGAGCCAUGAUGGAGGGGUAAAAGACUCCACAUCCUCAGGUUGCAGACCCCCGACUUAAAGAACCGUCAUGUAAUGAAGUCUUUCCGUCUUCAAGACAUCAUAGAAAAACAACAACUACCCCUUUCUGCUUUCAAUAAAGCCCACACAAAUGCAAAUAUGGAGGUUCUGUUUGUCAGAGGACAGAAAUGUUGAUGGUUGAGAGCAAAGGAAUUAAAUGUCUUCAUAAUAUCUGAAGUUUUUUUUUUUUAAUAAUAGACGGAACAGCCUAAGUUCUUGUCCUGGUGUUUCUGCUGCUGUUCAUUGAUCAAUUCAAGGUGGGACAGACGUUUUCUCCUCCGGUCAUGCUUUUCACGUUACUCUAGGACUGGAAGGUGUUGAAGCUGCAGCACCACGCCCCUCCCUGGCGUCCCCACUGUUUGGUCUGGGUUUGUGCUAACACGUCUAGCUGCUGUUAAAGGUACAGUCCUCUCUUAUCAGAUUGGCUUUGAACAGCAAAAUGAGGCGGUCGCUUUAACAAAUGUUGACUUGCAGUUUCUGUUUCCUGAUUUCCGUCUCAUUCCUUGACACUCUAACUCUGUUGGUACUUUUGGCACAUGACUGUUGGGGUUUUAUCAGAUAAUGGAGGUACAGGUUUCUUCAGAAAUAUCCUCUGCUGAGUCCUCCUUCCCGUCUGCACCUCCGUCACUGAGAGAUGGUGAACACUACCACGUCUUUAUCAGCUACAGCAGCACUGACUACCAGUGGACCCACGCCCUGAUCCAUCAGCUGGAGUCCUGCGGCCUGCAGGCGUGCUACCAUGAGCGGGACUUUACUCCAGGUCGCACCGUGUUGGAGAACAUGUCAGAGUGCAUCAACGAGAGCCAGAAGGUUCUGCUGGUUCUCAGCGCAGAGUUCCUGAGGAGCCGCUGGUGUCUGCUGGAGGCAAACAUGUCCCUGUUUCGGGACUGCCUGGAGAGAAAACCCAUCAUCCCAGUUAUGCUGGAGCCAGACGUUUCAGUUCCUCUCCACCUUUGCCACCUCACAUACCUGGAGGCCAGUGACCCCGCCUUCCUGAAGAAGCUGCUCAGAGUGCUCUGCACCCCUAACCAGCAGCUUCAGGGGUCCACCGUGGUGCCUUUCCAGCCGCCUUCGAUCUACAACGGGAAGGCCUUGCAGCCUCUGACAGCUGUCAAUGAAGAGGGACUGAAUAAAUGGGACUGUGGUCAGUUCAGUGAUAUGGAAGUGCCAGACCAACUGCGCCUAGUUAUUGAGGACAUUAACAAGUACAGAGAGGCAAUGAGGAUUAUUAAUAACGUCAGCAGCAAAGUAUGGUUUCGUCCCAUUUGGGCUAGAGUACUGAUCUACCUGAUUGCCAUUUUUUUUUCUUUGGUUUUUCUGAGUUUUUUGUGUUUUGUAGGUUUUUGUCUUUAUUACUAUUUUAUUUACAUUAGUGUCAGAGGAUGGACCAUUCUUGUUAUCACCCUAUGUUUGGCUUGGCUGGGAUUGCUAAUUCAGUUAGCUCUAUGGAAGAACGAUGAUAUGAAAUACAUUCUGAGGGAGUUACAGAAAGCUGCAGGUCAGGCAAACGUAAUCCUCUCGGAGGAGAAAGUAUUGAUGGGCUGUAGAUCCAAUUCCAAAAUUCACCUGGUCUAUGUUUCUCUAGAAGGUUGCAAACAGACGUUUGCAGAGACCUUUGGUGAGGAUGGUGGUGCAGAGGAAAUGUUUCAAAGAGCAGUGCUUUUCUUUUCUUGUGGCUAUGCCUGCUGCCUUGCCAAAAGGCACUUUCCUUUCCCUCAGUCUGUUUCUGUGAGUCACAUAGAAGGAAAAGUGUGUUUCUGUCAGUACGUCUCGCAGCAGCUGAGCAGGGGGGAAUGGAACUAGGAAAAAAACCUGGCCUAAACCAAUGGGUGACCAUGACGGUUGUAUUUCUGAGUCUGACUAGCACAUGAGCUCUUUUACCUAAUUUAUGAACUGCCGUACCUAUGAGAAAUAUUGAUAUUUUUAUCUUUCACCGUUCUUCUAACUUUGAUAAAUGUCUGUUCUGUACAUUGUGCUUUUAACUGCAAUUUUUAUAGACCAUUUUACUUGACAUUUUUUGGUUUCAUUAUUUAAUUUUUAAUAUGAAGUCACUGUGUUUCCAGAGGCGCAAACUCUACUACAGCUCUUUCAAUACUUGUCUUAUGUUCUUAUUGUGUAUGUUGCUGUUGUUUACACUGAAAUGUUUGGAGUUGUGUGUGUAUGUGUGAAUGUACACGCAGCCCUGUGAAACUGGCACUGUGAAAUCCAAGACAAAUUUCCUUCGGGACAAUAAAGUAUAUUUGAUUUGAUUUGAAGUGGGCUUCAGUGACAAUUGAGUGACCAUUCACAUAGAGCUGUUACUGUGAUCCCGCCCACCUGUAUGAAUACUGCUGCUUCUUUAAAAUAAAACUUUAUUGUUUGACACAACGUACAUCACUUUUAGUGUCAGGCAAUUUAAAUAAUGAGCACCGUAGGAAAAGAAAAAAAACUAAGUUUGCUGUGAAAUGAAAAUAUUGUAAAAAUGAUUCUGUCGUUUAAGUCUAUUGCAGGAGAGAUAGAACGUGAGUGAUAGGGGUGCGCGUAUUGAUCUGAGUAUUGAUAGUAUUGAUACCACGGUGAAGUAUUGAUUCUAGCAUGAUGACAGUGAUACUUUCAAUGCUUCUGUUUUAGUUUUUGUCCCUCCCCUCCCUGCUUCAUUGGAAAGCUGAGAAUCCUCAUAGAACCACAUAUUUGCAUGCAUUUUUUUGAUGUGUUGUUUACAUUUAUUACAGUAUUCCUUUUGUUUACUUUUUUUACUAGAGACUUCUGGUCUUUGUACCUUUUACGAAUUUUCCAUGAUUUUUUUUUCAAGAAAUUCUUAAAUUUUUUU